Pomacea canaliculata is the source of this 1062-nucleotide messenger RNA. Its product is annotated as eukaryotic translation initiation factor 3 subunit F-like. The transcript has 8 exons. Gene Ontology annotation, biological process: translational initiation. Bases 46 to 960 code for a protein of 304 amino acids. Gene Ontology annotation, cellular component: eukaryotic translation initiation factor 3 complex, eIF3m. The record is from RefSeq and is a predicted model, not a curated record. Gene Ontology annotation, molecular function: translation initiation factor activity; metallopeptidase activity; translation initiation factor binding. NCBI's taxonomy places the organism in Eukaryota, Metazoa, Mollusca, Gastropoda, Architaenioglossa, Ampullariidae.
AGCAAGUGGAGUGAGUACUAAUCACAAACAUGUUGAAUAUAGUGAAUGGGUAAGACGACAUUAGGCUCAAGAAUCAGCAGCAGUUUUGAGUCACUAAUGCCAAAGACGAGUCCUACGCUGUUUUCAUACCGCAAAAUGGCGUCCAACCUCGUGUGUAAGAUUCACCCUGUGGUAUAUUUCAGCAUUAUUGAUUCGUAUGAAAGAAGAAAUGAAGACUCAAAACGAGUUAUAGGGACAUUGCUAGGGGUAUAUGACAAGGGUGUUGUUGAAGUGACUAACUGUUUUGCUGUUCCACAUAAUGAAUCAGAGGAUGAGGUUGCUGUGGACAUUGACUAUGCAAGGAGCAUGUAUGAACUUCACAGGAAAGUCAAUUCUUCAGAGACAAUUGUUGGUUGGUAUUCAACAGGCUUGGAGGUGUCAGUGCAUUCAGUUCUAAUUCAUGAAUAUUAUUCACGCGAGGCCAGGAGUCCCAUUCACUUGACUGUGGAUACAUUUAUGCGUGGUGGGAAGAUGGGGAUGAAAGCCUACAUUAGCACAACAAUAGGAGUGCCAGGGAAGACCACAGGAACCAUGUUUACGCCUGUGCAAGUGGAAACAACAAGCUAUGAUCCAGAGCAGACAGGAUUGGAGGUACUUCAGCAGGGCAAGUUCAACCCUAAGCGCACUGUGACUGUGAAGUCUGACCUCAUACAGAUCGAGACAGCAACCUCAUGGAUACGCACCAUGCUUCAGCAAGUCACAGAAUAUGUGGAUAAUGUGUUGUCUGGAAAAGUGCCUGCUGAUAAUGCAACUGGGCGCUUUCUUCUGGACCUUGUGACCAAGGUGCCACAGAUUGAUCCAGAGGAGUUUGAAAAAAUGCUGAAUUCAAACAUGAAGGACCUUUUGAUGGUGGUGUAUUUGUCAAACCUGACCCGAACACAACUGAUCCUGAACGAAAAAAUUAACUCUCUUCAAAGUUAGAUGCAUAUAAACUGUAGUCAUUUUGGACAGUGUUACUUGUCCUGUGCAAAGACUGUUUCUGGCAUCAGUAUCUUAACAUUAAAAUAUGUCCUCUGUUUUACA